AUGCAGUUUCAUUCUCCAACCAACACCCAACCACAACACACGAGGAAGGUCACUCCCUCUCCCAAGCUCCAAAAGCUGCAAUUCGAGAGCAACGACGCGUUCGAUAGUCCUACCAAGUCCAAGUUUGAAGAAAGCAUCAAGAAUUGCAAAACGGUGAAGGAAUUCGGAAGACUGAUAAAAGCGAAUGGGAAGAUCUUGAAAUCUCCCCAUUACCUUCGCGCUGCUCUCAGAAAGCUAGGUGAAUUCAAAACGGAGAUGAACUCUCGUGAUGUCGCCAUUCUGCUCCACGUCUUCUCGAAGUCCAACUUCGCAUCAAAAGUGGUCGAUUUGUAUCGAGCUAUUCUUACUUUGCUGUCCGACCAAGCAUUGGUCACCCUACACGAGGCCAGUGCCAAAGACGUUUCCAUGACACUGCAUGCUCUUGUCAAACGCCAUGUUGGUAACGCGGAACUCUUUCGCAAGGCAGCCGAGCAUGGUGUUACCGUGAUUGAAGAUUUCAAUCCCGAAGGUCUUUCCAACAUGCUAUUGGCAUUGGCAAAAACUAAUUCCUACUCGUUCGAAUUUUUUGAUCGAGCCGCAAAGAUCGCAGCCUCCACAAUGCAAAAUAAAGAUUUCAAUUCGCAAUCACUCUGCUUCGUUGUGGAUGCCUUCACUCGUACCAAUCAUUACGACAGGGAGCUAUUUUUGGCCAUUGAGAGAAAAGCAAUUCCAUUCUUGGAUACCUUUCGACCCCAGGAUAUGAACCUACUCAUUGGUGCCUUUGCCAACUCGGAACAUGAUUGCAAAGACCUCUUUGAUGCAGCCUCCAAGACAAUCAUGCAUAAAGUCGAAUACUUCAACACUAUGAGCCUUUGUCACUUUGCCAACAGUUUUGCAAAGUGCGGAUACAAGAACCCAGAUCUUUUGGAUACCAUUGCUGAAAAAGAGAUUCUGUUCUUGCACACUUUAGACGCCUGGCCCAUGUCAGAAUUGCUCUCGGUAUUUGUAAACGUGGACUAUGUACAUGAGGCCUUGUUUCAAGCAGCAAAAUCAGCCGUUGUUCACAGAAUGCCGUCUUAUGAGCCGAAUGAAUUGAUCACGAUCACAUGCGCAUUUAGUAAGGUCGAGAGCUUUGACAUGGCUGAUGUAUUUACAGCUGCUGCAGAAGCUGCAGAAUUAAUCCUGGAUACUUUCCAGCCCCAAGAGGUUGCCAAUUUGUUGGAGAUCUUUUCGACAAUAGAAUCCUUUUCCGAGUCUAGCGAUCAUCUCUUUUGCAUGAUUGCAUCUCUUGUCCUUUCCAAUCCUUACGAGAUUGAUCGUUGGGACUCCCGAAACUUGGUUGAUGUGGCAGUGGCCUUUGCCAAGGGGGGAGUCACAAACACCAAUCUUUUGGAAGUGAUUGGGCGGACCAUCAUGGAGCGUGGCGAUCUCUUUCCACCGUAUGGUACCAGACGCAAAACAAUCCAGCGCUUGCUCGCUGCAUUUGUCGGAUACGAGACUCCAUCGGCCGUUGUGGUAAUGGAACUCGUGUUUCGUGAGUUCGCGAGCUUAGACAAGAGCCAGAUUGAAUUUUCCUUUGUCAUGCAGAUCGCCAAGGCCUUGCCCUAUGGUCAACGCAACGGAAUUCUUCCCUAUGGAAUCUUCAAGCAAAUCUCAGAUAUUGCGUUGGCAGAAGGCAACGAAGCGGAGGUCUCGUCUCUUUUCCGGUGCUAUGCCCAGUUGGGCUUUGAAGGACUUUUGGUAUCCUCUAAGCGCGGCGGAAGCGAAGGUAAUACGGAUCAGGAGUAG
Molecule: messenger RNA, 1767 nt
Organism: Cylindrotheca closterium
Lineage: Eukaryota; Bacillariophyta; Bacillariophyceae; Bacillariales; Bacillariaceae
Source: the annotation of a GenBank genome assembly